Molecule: messenger RNA, 3157 nt
Organism: Metopolophium dirhodum (rose-grain aphid)
Lineage: Eukaryota; Metazoa; Arthropoda; Insecta; Hemiptera; Aphididae
Product: peroxidase-like
Exons: 13
Coding region: 1094-2965 (623 amino acids)
Biological process (GO): response to oxidative stress
Molecular function (GO): peroxidase activity; heme binding
Source: RefSeq, a predicted model, not a curated record
GGGUAGUAAAAACUGUUAAAACAUAUUUCUGAGUGAAGCUCAUUUUACUAUAGUGCUUACUGCUUUGUGUUUAGGUAUAUAGAUUUUGUUUAAUAUUGAUAUUUUUUUUAAAAAAAGAAUUAUUCUUUUUCAAAAUUUGUAUAUAUUAAACAUUUUUUCUUUAUACUCAAAUAAAUAAAUAUUUAUCAACGAACAUAGAAAUGAUGGAAAUGUCGCACACUAAAGUUUAUCGUGGUAAUAGAUUCUCUAAAUUAAUAUACCUCAACACAAAAGUGUAAGUUACUAUACUUAUGAGUGUCUGCAGACGUGUAACUUGAAAUAAACUAACAUUGGCGUAACUAAAAUUAACAAAUUAUUUGAGGGACUGAUGGAGUAUAGUUUCACAAAUAAGAAAAACUCUCAGGGUGGCUAUUGCAAGAGAAAGCAUUAAACAAUUUCUUUUCACCGUUUAUCGGCAAUAAUUAUAUUAUUAGAAUUAUAUAAAUUAUAUGAUUAUUGUGGGCUUUUGGUUACAAAACUCAAUUGUUAUUCGAAUUAUUGCCCAUUGGUAUAAACUAUAAUAUCAUUAUAGUUUACCAAUUCAGCGUGAUAUAAAAAAUAUACAAAUCCGAGAAUAAAUAUUUCGAAAUCGUUUAAUAGUUUGUUCCUUCCUGUUUUAGAGGGUUUAUUCAUAUUUUCAAACCACUAAACCAUUUGGGUUUACUUCAGUUUCGCGACUUUAGGGGUAUUUGAAGUGUUUUUACAGAGUGAGGGGAGUUUACCCACUUUGACACUUUCACUCCUCCAUAACUUUGAGCCUUAACUAUCAAGUUUAAUUCACCACGCAAUUUAUUGAAAAUUAAAGAAGUGGAUCAUUACUUCUUCAUACUAAAAUCACAUUGUCGUGUGAAAUGAAAAUAACAAUUUUAGACUCUUUAUGUAUUACAUGCUUGUGUGCUUUUUAUCUAAUGAAAAAUAUUUAUUUACUAAAUUACUUAAUGUCUAAGGUUUAAAUUCAUUUGUACAAGGAUGUUAAAUUUGUUUGUUUGGUUAUGUUUCAUAUCAAUGUUGAGAAUUUCAAUAAGUUGUAAAGUUUAAAUUCAACUGCACGAGGAUGUUAAAUUUGUUUGUAUGGUUAUGUUUCAUAUCAAUAUUGGGAAUUUCAAUAAGUUGUAAAACUGCCAAUGAAGACUUUGUGAUUUAUCACGGAGAUGGUCCUCAAUCAAAUAGCAUAUAUUAUGACAAGUGUGCGCCCACAGUGACCUGCAAUCGAAAUGCUAUUUAUAGGACAGCAAAUGGCUCAUGUAAUAACCUAAAGAACCCGUUGUGGGGGUCGUCUGAAACUCCAUACAUCAGACUUUCUGAAGCUGCUUAUAAUGAUGGUGAUCAUGAAGUUCGGAAACAGCUUGAUGGAUCGCUGUUGCCCAUACCUCGAAAAGUACAGUUGUUAUUAUUUUUGGAAAAAUCCCAGGAUUUCCCAGACUUAAACAAUUAUCAUCUAAGUCAAUUUGGUCAAUGGGCCACUCAUGACAUCACUCUCCUACCACCAGAUUCUUCAGGGCCAGAGAGGUGUUGUUCCACCCCGAUUAAUGAGAUCAACAGUAAUAGCCCAUACCAAUGUCAAUUAGCUAUUGAGGUACCAACUAAUGAUCCAGUUCAUGGUAGUCAUGGACAGACAUGUAUGGAAUUUAGACGUGCAAUGACUGCUGCUCAUAAUUUCAACUGUUCAAUAACUCCUCAAAUUCCAAUGAAUCAGGCGACAUCAUUCUUUGACUCAUCACAGUUGUACGGACACAAAUUAGUCAAGGCAAAUUCAAUUAGAUCUUUUAAUGGCGGGAGAUUGAUAACUGAGGUCAUAAAUGAAAACGAGUAUUGUCCUCUAAAGAAAAGAAACGGUUCAUUAUUAUGCAACGGAAGGGAAAACGUGGGCGUAUGUUUUGAAGCUGGAGAUCCAAGAAUAAAUCAACACUUUGGGAUCACAUCAUAUAGUAUUAUGUUUACUCGGUUUCAUAAUGUUGUGGCUGACAUGUUGCAUCAAUUAAAUCCUCAAUGGUCUGACGAAGUGUUGUAUCAAGAAACUCGAAAGUUCGUCGGUGCACUAAAUCAGAUAAUUGUUUAUCGGGAUUACUUGCCUAUUUUACUUGGUGAAUCAUUUACAAAUCGCGUCGGUUUGGAUCUAAGUAAUAACAUAAGGACAAAAUACAAUCCGUUACUCAUGCCACAAUUGUCUAUAGAAUUUUCAGGUGGUGCUUUCCGAGUGCCACAUAACACAGUGGCUUCGCUUUACAAUUACGUAGACAAAAAUUAUGAGACAGUCGAUUCAGUCAAACUUAACGAAUGGAUGUCGAUAUCUGAUCCCUUAGUAGAGGGUUCAAAUCUUGAUGAAAUAGUCAGAGGCAUGACUGCAUCAGCAGGCCGUUUAUAUACCCCAUCUUAUAACUAUCUAUUAUCAAAUUUCAUGUUCCAUAAUCAUAUAACUGGUGAUCAAGAUUUGCUUGCAGUGGACAUUCAGAGAGGGCGUGAUGUAGGCGUGCCGCAUUAUAUUAAGAUGAGAGAAUGGUGUGGUUUACCAGAAAUCUGUUCAUUUGAAGGAUUAUUAAAUUUUUUACCAUAUGACGAUGUUGAAACACUGAAAGAACUGUACGCAACUGUUUAUGACAUUGAUCUACUCGUGGGAGCUUUACUCGAACCACCAGUCGAUGGUGGAACGGUGGGUCCAACUGCUCAAUGCAUCUUAGCUGAUGUAUUUUACCGUAUUCGAUUCAGUGAUCGUUUCUUUUUUGAUGUGAAAGGUCAACCGGGAAGCUAUUCUCCAGCUCAAUUGAGAACUUUGAGAAACAUCGAUCUUGGUCACGUAAUAUGUGCCACAACUGAAUUGGAUGAAGUACCAAUUAAUAUUUUUCAGCCAUCAAGAUAUUCACAAAUGGUGAAAUGCCAAGAGCAUUUAUUAAACUUGGAUCUCAAUGCUUGGAGAGAAUUUCCAUAGUUUUAUAGAUAUAUUAUGUGAAACGUUAAUUGCAUAGCAACGAGCUAUAAUUUUAAAUUAUAAAUAAAUAAAAUAAAUACUAACAAUCAAAAUAUUUCAAGUACCUGUCCUGCAAGCCCGGAUUAAUACGGUACCUUUAGACUCUAGAGGCUUUGGGGGGUUAGGCCCCAUGAACGUAUAAAAUAUGGUCUU